GAAAACUACCAUCUAUCACAAAAAAUGGCGGGCAAACCAACCAAAGCAGGUAGGCCAAAUAGAGAAAUCCUUUCCGGUGGUAAGAAGUAUGCCACUAAGCAAGCCAAUAAGCAUCGAGUAGCGGAGGUUGUGUUCGACAAAGAUGCCAGGGUCGAGUACUUGACGGGGUUCCACAAGAGAAAAAUCGAGCGCCAAAAGAAGGCCAAGGACUAUAACAUCGAGCAGGAGAGAUUGGCUAGGUUGGAAGAGAGAAAAAAGAUGAGAGAAGAGAGAAAGAAGGACGUGGAGGACCAGUUGAAAAAGUUCAACGAUACAGUCAUGGAGCUCACCGGCGGUGUGCAAGACGACGACGAAGACUGGAGUGGCUUCAAGACCGAGAAGGCCGCUAAGGACGAGUCUGAAGAUGAGACUGAUGCUCAGAAACAGGUCGAUGAGGCGAACGGAAUCCUCAACCGCAAGGAAAUCUACAUCGCUGACAACGAGAAUGCACCUGUUGCGGGCGAAUCCACCGUCACCAUCGAGUCGUUGGACCCUAACGCCGAAAACUUGGCGUUACUUGCAAAGGCCAACCACAUGGAGUAUGGGAAAGCCGCGGAGAUGGUUGAGAAGGACGAGUCUGCGGAGUCCAAGGAGGAAAAGAAGAGGGCAGCGAAGAAGAAGAAGUUCCGUUACCUCUCCAAGGCCGAGAGAAGAGACAACACUCGUAAGGAAAGAAGCAAGAACUCCAGACCAAAGAGAGACGCUCCGGGCGCUCCAACCGGGAAGAGCGGUAAGGGUGCCAAGGGUAAGGGUGGUAAGGGUAAAUAAGCAUUUCAUCUGUACAAUAUUAAUAAAGCAUAGCCAAUGUGUUUUCA
Messenger RNA from Babjeviella inositovora NRRL Y-12698, 854 nucleotides. RefSeq lists its product as uncharacterized. The record is from RefSeq and is a predicted model, not a curated record. Gene Ontology annotation, cellular component: nucleolus. Lineage: Eukaryota; Fungi; Ascomycota; Pichiomycetes; Serinales. The transcript has a single exon. Bases 25 to 807 code for a protein of 260 amino acids. Gene Ontology annotation, molecular function: RNA binding.